This is a messenger RNA of Durusdinium trenchii, 2211 nucleotides long. Lineage: Eukaryota; Dinophyceae; Suessiales; Symbiodiniaceae. The record is from the annotation of a GenBank genome assembly.
AUGUCGCGGAGAGCGGCUGCCGGCAGCGCAGCGGCUGGAGGGGUGGAAUCCCCUGAGGGAGGGUCGUCCAUGGAGAGCGCCAAGGAGGACACCGGCAUCUUGGCGCUUGAAGAUGAGAGGCUGGAUCCGGAAAUGAGUGAUUCAGGGGUGCUGGCACUGGCGGAGGGGCCACCCACUACAUAUGGUCCCCAACGACGUGAUGAUCGGAGGCGAGAUGGCAAAGGACCUUCAGGAGGAGAGGACGCAGCCGUGGACCUACGAGAGGUCUUGAAGGCAGUGAUGAACCAGAAUUCGAUGCUCAAGCGAGAGUUGGCGGACCUCAAGAAGAAGAUCGACGACUCCACCAAGGAGAAGGAGAAGGUGUCUCGGGAUUUCAAGGACCUCCUCCGGUACCAGAGUCGUGGCUUGGGGCGCUUCAGGUUGGAAGUCAUGGGACUGGAUGUUUGGGUCAUGAUCCAAAGGAGCAUCUGGGAACAUCCAGGACAUGCUGGAGGGUUUGGACCUGGACGCGGAGGCCUACCAGACUGCGCAGUUCGAGACGGAGAUCUUGGAAAGGGCUCGCCUCUAGAGCAAGCGGCUCAGUCGGUGCUUCGACAGCUGGGAACUGGAAGCCAUGAGGGCAGCUGGGGAGAGGUGAUCAGGUCGGUCGAACUGCCGGCCCUUCAGAAACUUCGUGAAGGAGAGCUGCAGGGAUCGCUAGUGCUGGGCGACUGGAUUCAGCUCAUCUCACCGACUAUGUGGGAUUUGAGUGCGACCUCGUGGAGAUGGUGGGAGGAAGUUCUGCAGCUGGCCAUGGCAGCGUAUCGGGAUUGGCUCCGGGCUGAACCAGUUCAGAUUCAACGGCUCCACAUCAAACCACAGGUUGCUUCCAACUGGUUGAACCCGGAGACGGUGGAGCUAUUGAGAGGAUGGCGGAGGAGCUUGAAGCGGGCUCAGGAGCUGGAGAUCGCGACACCUGACUCGACGCUGCUGCUUGGAGCAUUGGACAAGAUGUCCGAGAAGGUUGUGAAGGCCGAGUCCUUGGCGAUCAGUGAACUGCAGCCCCAGACGGAAGUCAAGGUGACGACACCCGUGACCAAGGUCAAGGCGAUGGUCGCAGUCGCGGAGGAGAAGGUGGAGAAGGGCACUGGCAAGACAAGACCGGAGGGUCAGAAGGAAGAGAGGAUAUGUCGCUUUUGGGGCACAGAAGAUGGCUGCAGAAAGGGGAACGACUGCAAGUUCAAGCGCGACUGGUCGGGGCUUGAGAAAAAGGGGAGAUGCUUUGGUUGCUGGGGCACAGGACACUCCAAGAAAGAGUGUCCCAAUUUGAAGCCCAGGAACAGGGAGUCCCCCGAGAAGCAGGCUGUCAAGUCCACCAAGGAGAAGAACCUCAACAACCUGGUGAAGGCAGAGACAGCGGAGUCUGGAGUCAAGGCCGGGACUGGGGAGGUGAUGGAUCAGGGCCUCUGCAGUGAAAGCGAAAGAGGAGCUGGGACAUCGGGAGAUGUGAAGGGUCUUCUGAAUGAAGCCACAACCUUGCUGAAGAGUUUGAGGCCGGCACCAUCAGUGAAGGCCAGCAGGCUUAGUAGCCUGGAAGUCAGAGAAGGUGGAAGAGCUCUUCUUGAUGGUGGGGCAACACACUGCUUGCGAAAAGCUGCAUCGGAAGAAGAGUGGCUGAGGGCUCAGGAGGUCAAUGUGGAGUUGGCCGCUGGGACAGCAGUGCUCAGGCUCCUUCCGUGGACACGGACUUUGCUGACGCAGGAGGACGUGCAGGUCAUCGUGCCCUUGGGUGUCCUCAUUUCGCUGGGCUAUGAGGCAGUCUGGGAAAAGGCCAGGUUCGAGCUCACAGAUCCGACGGGCCUGGUGUUGGACACGAAGGUGGAGAACUCGUGCCCCACUAUCGACGAGGCGCUGGCCCACGAGUUGAUCCAGGAGAUUGAGAGGAGCAUGGUGCGAGAAAGAGCACGGUUCGCCCAUCUGGCUGGUGAGGACAUAGGCCUAGAGGUGGAUCCGGAAGAAGCAGGGCAUCUGACGGAGCUGAAGAACCUCUUCCCACAGGUACCCCAUCACAUCUUGGAGCGACUGCUUCCGAAGAAGGGGUGGACGGGCGAAGGGUUGCCGUGGAAUCGGCAUGAGAGAAGGCGGGUCAGGAAAGCCAAGGAGGUCAUCAUCCAUCUCUUCAGUGGAGAUUCUCGGAAGUUCUGGCAGAAAGAACUGGAGGGGGAGAGUUGA